CCGUUCAAUGGCCAGCAGAUUCCGCGGUCAAGCCAGAUUCAUCCAUCGCUACUUGAAUACAAACUUCAAGGACAUCGUCAUUAUUGAGUCCUCAAAGGCACAUUAUGGCAGUAAAGCUUUAUAGACCCAUAUGGAGCUGCUUUUAUUUUAAAACGACAACAGAAUCUCAUUUCAUAAAGUAGCAGUUUAUUACAGUAGCAUGCCAAUACUAUACACUUAAAAAAUGCUAUUGCUUCCUUACCUCAAGAUAACCGCCACUUCCACACCGCUAUCGAAGAAAGAAACCAGCUUUGCUAUCUUUAUAUCCGCGUUACUCUUGAUCUACAAACACCAUACUACCAUCGUCGCGUUCGUCCGCGCGUCCUUAUGUUUCUAUGAUACGCAGAUGAUCCAAUGUAUAAUAAUGCACGUGUACCGUUGCUGCUGGUGCUCGUAAACCAUGUACUUGACAGGGAUCCGUUUCAAUCGAGGGGCAUUCAAUGACGUUGAAAGAAAAAGUAAUUUUUCGAGUGUUGCUCGAGUGGUGUUCAAAAGGUUGCAAGAUUCGGAAAAGCUGGAAUCUGAUGGAGCGUGUACGAGAUGGCAUUGAAGCAGUUCGAGUGUUGGAAUCGUGGCCAGUAGUAAGCUAGUAAUUAAAAAAACAAGCAGAGGAGAAGGAAAUGAAAUAGCGGAAGAGAUGCAGAAGUGUCCUUUUGUAAUUAAAAUUUCUUUGUGGAGUGCUAAACACGGCACUCACGACCAUGGAUGCUAACUCCUUUUCAUAUUUCCUUACGUUCCU
This is a messenger RNA of Zychaea mexicana, 778 nucleotides long. RefSeq lists its product as uncharacterized. The coding region runs from base 224 to 436 and encodes 70 amino acids. NCBI's taxonomy places the organism in Eukaryota, Fungi, Mucoromycota, Mucoromycetes, Mucorales, Lichtheimiaceae. The transcript has 4 exons. The record is from RefSeq and is a predicted model, not a curated record.